Molecule: messenger RNA, 2687 nt
Organism: Magallana angulata
Lineage: Eukaryota; Metazoa; Mollusca; Bivalvia; Ostreida; Ostreidae
Product: proto-oncogene vav-like
Exons: 9
Coding region: 1-852 (283 amino acids)
Biological process (GO): regulation of GTPase activity; cell migration
Cellular component (GO): cytoplasm
Molecular function (GO): guanyl-nucleotide exchange factor activity; protein binding
Source: RefSeq, a predicted model, not a curated record
AUGUUCACACAUAAGUUUCAACCGGUUCUUGUAGAGGUGCGGGCUCUCUGUAACUACACGGGCAAACCCAACCCUGGGGGCGGUCGCCCUGCCCUGCGCUUUCAGAAAGACGAUGUGAUAAAAAUCUUAAACAAUGAUGCUCAGUGGUGGAAGGGACUACUGAAUGGAGACGAAGGCUGGUUCCCUUCACAGCUAGUUCAAGAAAUAGAAAACAAGAUUCGGAGAAAACCCUCCUAUUUGGAUGUUAAAAUAAGGUCUAGAACUGAUAAUGGAACCCCAAGUAAUGUGGUGGACGAUGACCGCUCAUCCGAUCAGCUCAGUGUGUAUAAUUGGUUCGGCGGUUCAAUGAGUAGAGACACUGCGAACCACAGAAUGGAACACAUGCCAGACGGGACGUUCUUAAUACGAGUGUCAGAAGAUCCAGGAAGGAAAGGCGAGCUCUCCUUGGGUUUUCGGUAUGAUAACCAAGUCCGUCACAUCCGAGUGGAGAAGAAUGCGGAAGGCUUGUUUUAUUUAGCCGAUACUAAAUUCUUUUCUUCUCUUCCUGAAUUAGUAGAGUUCUAUCAAGAUAACUCAUUGGCAGACAGUUUUCCAGGACUGGACACUACCCUGAAAUUUCCUUUCAAAAAUCAAAGUGGAGGAGGUGCUAAUACCCGCAUUCUGGGCUACGCAGAGGCGGUCUACGACUAUGCAGCGACGGCUACGUCUCAGUUAUCCCUGUGUCGCGGGGACAAGGUGGCCAUCCUGAGCAAGACAGGAAAUGAUAAAGGCUGGUGGAAGGGAGAACACUGCAUUUCGGGGAAGAAUGGUUAUUUCCCAUUAGCGUAUGUAAGAGAACUUGACGACGAUUGAUCAGCGAUGAAAGCUAAAAGACGUAUGCAAGACCUCCAAUCACCAUUGUGUUGCUAAUUUUGUAACCAUGUGACCAAGCAAUAUCGGCCAAAAGGAUUUAUUUUCCCGUACACGAUUACAGCAAGUACAGUGCAAGUUGGCGACAACAGCUACUGUGAUUUGUUGUACCCCAUUGACCAGCUUCCCAAGUAGAGCUACCAGAGAACACUCUUUUGUUACACCCUGUGUAUCCACCAUACCUUGCAUUAUUAUUAUUAUUUUUUUUUGUUGCAAAAUGUGCCAUUCUCAUUGAUUUGUAGAUUGACACAUUGUUUAGGAAACUCCGUGUAAAACGUGAAGUCUCUCGUCCGGGGGACGUCUCCUGUACUCUGUGAUAUUUAUAGCAAUUACAUAGUUAACUCUGUUAAUGAAUCAUCACCGCACUGACAGUAUUGUUAUUGACGAGCAGCAAGCAUAAUAACCCUACGUAGUGGAAUAUACAUGUAUGUAUUGUUAUUACAUUCCCCAACCAUUCCAUGCCUGGGAAAUCCUUUUGUCAAUCUUCUCUUGCUGUUCUUUUAGCUUAGAUGCUGUUCUAGAAACGAAGCUUUCCGUCUACUUGGAAUAAGGAAAUUUUGAACUUCACUCAAAUCUAGUCUAAAUGUUAUUUAGCUGCUCUAAGUAAGAUUGCACAAAUGAUAUUAAUUAUAUAUAUUUGCAAACUAAUGCAUUAAUAUUUGCACACUCAUCUUGCCUCUGUAUGAAAUCCACCUGAAAAUGAAGAAUUUUUUUUAGCCUAUUGUACCUCUGACAGAUAAAUUCAAUAAAGUUAGUAUUUGAUUAAGGGUUUAUUGUCCCUCUGCUAAUGGAUAUAACUCUCAUUUGCAGAAAUUUCUGAAAUAAUUUCGUGAGAUUAUGAUGAUAAAGUGAAAUUUCUGUAAAAAUUUGCCCAGCAUGGUGUUCCAGAAUAGGGUGCAUUUAAAUCAUGUAUUUUUUUUUUUUGAAAAUCAUUACCAGUGAAGUAGAAGUUGAUUGGAGAGAAAAGAGAGUUGAUGUACCUUAAAGUAAAGCUCUGAUUUAUUAACAACACAUUUAUAAUUACUUAGUACCAGUUAACAUGGUUUUUUUCAUUUAAUUUUUCAUCCAGAAAGCAUUAAAAGAAACCCUCAUAUAUGUACAACCUAUAUCAUUUCUAGACUUUUACCUUCCCUCAUAUAAUAUGUAUUGUGGAAUCUGUCCAGAAAAAUGUUAACAAAUUUAUCUGUGUACAUUUAUUUGCUUAUAUAAAUAUACAUUUUCUGUGUAUUUUUUCUUCAUUUUGUUAGAAUUUGUUUGUAUUUGAUAGUUUGAUUUCUGUAUCCAGGCUAAUAUAAUGGCAUAAGAAACAAGCUUGAAAGUUGAAACUGGUAACUACUAAGACCUUUGUGAAAUUAAUUAAUUAAUGGUGACACCAGAUAUAUGUAUAUUUCAUUUGUAUUAUAAGGUUAACGACAUUAUUAUUUACCACCUACUGAUUAUAGAAAUAAAAUUCAAUAUGUCUCUGUUUUCAUUUUAUGAAAACUAAUUUAUUUUAAAUUAAAAAUUCAUGAUUAAUUGAUGAAGGAGUUGUGUCUCUAUACUGUACAACGUUUUUACUUUGAAGCGGUUUGUUUAUCAUUAUAAUCAUAGUAUUGAAUAAAGGUGUGAUCCGAUUCUUCCAUACAGUUGGUAUUAAAUCAAUGUACUGAUUAACUAUCAAAGUUUGUUUUGUGUAUUUGUAAACAGCCCCCCCCCCAUUACUACAGGUAUACAAAGAAGUCAAAAUAUGUUAUCACCAUAGCUGAUCAGUUAUCUUGAUAAGUUGGGAUGAUUUGUUG